AAAAACAACAGUCUUGAAAUUAGAAGACCACGGGCUCCCCACUCCUAAAAGUACCUGCUAUGUAAGCAAUAAAUGUUAGCUGUUAUUAUUCCCAAAUCCUGGUUCUUCCCUCUCACCUCUUAAACAGAAAACUACAACAGGAAGUGACUGGUUAGAAUUCUACCUACUCAUGGUAGUCUUUUGUCUUACUUGCACUAAAGACUGGGCUGAGGACCUCUGUAAGCUUUUCCCUUUCCUUGGACCCUAGCACAUUCCCUUUGGGUCCCUGUGGUUCCCUUAUAGAUAACUUUGCAGUGGUUCCUUGACUGUCUUGUUUCUUAACUUACAUUUUUAAGUUAGAAGACUGAACCAUGUGUUGUUUUAUUUCCUUGAAACUGUGCUAUAUACAUAGCAAGGGCUUGAAAAAUACAAAGGCAAAAAUAACACAAGUUUUUUGGUACAUUUUUACCUUUAUAAUCAUUUGAGUCAAGAUUACUGUGUUAAAAGACAGACUUUAGACAAAUUUAACACAGUUUAAUUGAACAAAGAAUUGCAAAUGAAGCAGUCCCCUAACCAGAAUAGAUUUCAGAGUGACCCCCAUGUGCUACUGACAUGGGUGGGAAAGGAUUUAUGGACAGAAAACAGAAGCAAGGUUGUGGCCCGUUUGGUUACAGCUUGUCCUUCGGCUGAUUUGAAACAAGGUUUGAAUAUAUGACCACCUGUCAAAACUCAGUGAUUGGUACAACAGUGGGUUACAGUCAGUUUGCUUUAGGCAAAACUUUAACAACUGUAAAAUGUAGCAGAUACAGUUAGCCUAAGUUUGCAGAUACACACAUGUGUUUUUGAGGUCCAUGAGGAUAAAUCCAUAGUUGAGUUCAAUUUCCUGUCAAUCAUAACACAAUAAUGAGGGUUUUGCUAUGUCUAGUACCAUUAGUUUGAUAAUCUUUUCCAAUAGGAGUGUGAAUGAGUUCAUUGAUCGUAUUGGAUUGUUUCAAAUUUUCAGGCAACUUGGAUUAAUUAGGAGAAAAUCAAUUGCACCAGCAAAUGGAAAUCCAGGAAGAAGUAAAUCCAAGCAGUUGUUUGACUACUUAAUUGUCAUUGAUUUUGAGUCCACAUGCUGGAAUGAUGGGAAGUGCCACCGUACCCAGGAAAUAAUUGAAUUUCCAGCUGUACUGUUGAACACAUCAACUGGAGACAUUGAGUCUGAGUUCCAUGCUUAUGUUCAGCCUCAGGAACAUCCAGUUCUUUCAGAAUUUUGCAUGGAACUGACAGGCAUAAAGCAGGCACAAGUUGAUGAAGGGGCCCCUCUGAAGAUUUGCUUAUCUCAGUUCUGUAAAUGGAUUCAUAAAAUUGAGCAACAGAAGAAAAUUGUUUUUGCUGCUGAGGUUUCAGAGCCUUCUACUUCUGAAGUAAAGUUAUGUGCAUUUGUUACUUGGUCAGACUGGGACUUGGGGGUUUGCCUGGAGUAUGAAUGUAAAAGAAAACAACUGCUAAAGCCUGUGUUCUUAAAUUCUUGGAUUGAUCUCAGAGCAAUUUACAAGCUUUUCUAUAGGCGAAAACCAAAAGGACUAAGUGGUGCCUUGCAGGAAGUAGGAAUAGAAUUCUCAGGACGAGAACAUUCUGGGUUGGAUGAUUCUCGGAAUACCGCGCUUCUCGCUUGGAAAAUGAUCAGGGAUGGUUGCCAAAUGAAAAUUACAAGGUCCUUGAACAAGGUUUCCGCUAAGAAGAAUCCCAGAAUUCUGGCCAGAAAUGUGAAUACAAAUCGAGUUGAAGAAGCAUUUGCCUGCAACAUUAGUGUACAGGGUUCCAGCAUAUACGAUAGGGAGCCUAAAAAUACAAUGAAUUCUCAUGAAAAAGUUCAAAUGGAGUCAAUUUGUAUGAAUUCUACUGUAAAGGUACAGCAGGAUCAAUUACCAGUAAAGAAUAUAAAAGCAGGUCUUGGUCUUCACAGUGUCAAAAGCUGCUUUAAGUCCUCUACUUCUCUGGGGCAGUUACACUCUCCUACCUUGAAUUUGCCUGACUAUAUGCAGAAGCAAAGAAAAAAUGAGCAUCUUGCCUUUAAUACCAAAACUAAGUCUUCAGCAAUUGGUUCAGAAUUGGUACUUGUUUCUACCACCAUUUCAUCUGUUAAUCAUGUUUCUGAUACAGAAGUGAGUUCUGCUCUUGACUGUUUACCUAUGUUGACUGACUGGGAGGAUGUAGUUUUACUGCCAGCCUCUCAGCCAGAGCAAAGUAGAGAUUGUACAGUUCCCAUUAGUGACUCAGGCUUAGACACCUCAGUUAAUUCUGAAGAAAGAUUAAUGGUUUUAAAAGAAUCAGAAGUGCUAAAUCAUGAACACUUUCAAGGCAUAGAAGAAACUCCUCAAAAAUCUGAAAAUUCUAGGUCAAUUGUGUACAAGAGUCCUCAUACUACUAUUUAUAAUAUAAAAGAAACCAAAUACCCAGGUUCAGAUGUUUCUGCCUUUAAAUUACCUGAACACAAAUCAAAUACUUUCCACGGUGUUAAUGCCAAUGUGUCUCAUCCUUUAGCUUUGGGGAAACAUUCUCUUCCUUUAGGAGGUGUUAAAAGGAGUCCAUCCAAUCCCCCAACUUUCCCACCAGCAAAAAAACAAACCUUCAAUAUUCAUGAAGAAAAAUCUAUAUCAUCUGAUUGCCCUCCAGUAAAAACUUCUUCUCGGAAGGUUCUCCCUUCUAUAUUAACUUCUACAGUUAACCUACAGGAGCCUUGGAGGAGUGGGAAAAUGACACCUCCCUUAUGCAAGUGUGGCCGAAGAUCUAAGCGACUUGUUGUUUCUAAUAAUGGACCGAACCACGGAAAAAUCUUCUAUUGUUGCCCUAUUGGGAAAUAUCAAGAAAACAGAAAAUGUUGUGGUUAUUUCAAAUGGGAAGAAACAUUUAAAAAGGAAAGAGCCAACAGGGUAGUUCUAUCUCAUUCCAUACGGGGACUCACUUGUAGUUCUUCAGAAACAAGCCAUAUUCAUGAUAGAAAUUUAGGUUUUUCCACUAAAAAUUCUUUGAGACUCAGGCCUACAAUGAGGAAUUGAUAAACUUUCCUGUAUGAAUCUUAACUAUUCCUUGAGUUCCCAAACAUUAAUAUUCUGGUAA
This is a messenger RNA of Nycticebus coucang (slow loris), 3084 nucleotides long. RefSeq names its product ERI1 exoribonuclease family member 2 (gene ERI2). The record is from RefSeq and is a predicted model, not a curated record. NCBI's taxonomy places the organism in Eukaryota, Metazoa, Chordata, Mammalia, Primates, Lorisidae. Gene Ontology annotation, molecular function: nucleic acid binding; zinc ion binding; 3'-5'-RNA exonuclease activity. Bases 897 to 3023 code for a protein of 708 amino acids. The transcript has 8 exons. Gene Ontology annotation, biological process: exonucleolytic trimming to generate mature 3'-end of 5.8S rRNA from tricistronic rRNA transcript (SSU-rRNA, 5.8S rRNA, LSU-rRNA).